Condylostylus longicornis is the source of this 575-nucleotide messenger RNA. RefSeq names its product calcium and integrin-binding family member 2 (gene Cib2). The record is from RefSeq and is a predicted model, not a curated record. The transcript is spliced from 2 exons. NCBI's taxonomy places the organism in Eukaryota, Metazoa, Arthropoda, Insecta, Diptera, Dolichopodidae. The annotation marks the transcript as partial. Gene Ontology annotation, molecular function: calcium ion binding.
GUGUUAAGGGUUUACAAACGUUUCCGGGAGUUGCGUCCAGAUUUAAUACCAAGGCAAAUGACGGAUAAUCAAGUGUGUAACGUAAGAGUUCCACGAAGCUUCAUUGAAAAAAUGCCAGAGUUAAAGGAAAAUCCUUUUAAAUCUCGUAUAUGUCAAGCAUUUUCACGAGAUGGUCUUGGACAUUUAUCUUUCGAGGAAUUUUUGGAUUUCUUAUCAAUUUUCAGCGAACAAACACCUCGUGACAUAAAAGUUUUUUAUGCAUUCAAAAUUUAUGAUUUUGAUCAAGAUGGAUUCAUUAAUCAGUCAGACAUAAAAUCAAUUCUCGCGAUAAUGACAAAAAAUGAGUUGAGUCCAGAGGAACAACAACAAAUCGCAGAAAAAGUUAUAGAAGAAGCUGAUGUUGAUGGAGAUGGGCAACUUUCUUUACUAGAAUUUGAGCAUGUUAUUUUACGUGCACCCGAUUUUUUGACUACAUUUCAUAUACGAAUUUAAAUUUUUCUAUAUAAAAUUUAAAUCAAAAUUUUAAAUUUUUGAACGGUGACUUAUCCUACCUACAUUGGUGAACAAUUAUUAUA